UGUACUGACAGCUUGGAAGGUUUCUUCUUUCAGCCAGCUCUUUCUGCUCUGCGCUCUGAGGAGACACACAGCUCUCCAAACGCACCAAAAGCUGACUGUUUGCUUACCCAGAAUUGCUUCAGGCGCCUGGAGACUCAAAGGAUUAUAGUUUUGGGGCUGCAGCAACAGGAGAACCCUAGCAACAAACAGGUGAGCCAUGACAUCUUUGCUGUUACUUUGCUUGUGUCUUCGGGUAAUCUCAGCAAAAUGGAUCAUUCCAGACUACUCAUAUACAGAACCAGAAAAAACUCUAAGCGUUAGCAUUCCCAUUGCUGACCCUCUUCAACCCUUAAUGGGUGAUACAGUGGUUUUGCCCUGUUACUUCCAGGAUGACACAGUGGAUGACCCAGGUGCUCCCACCAUAUCCCCUUUGUCUUAUCGCAUCAAAUGGAGCAUAGUCACCGAAGAGAAGACCACAGACAUUUUGGUGGCCAUGGAAGGUCAUGUGGUAGUGAAUAAUAAGUACACAGAUAGAGUUCAAAUGGUGGCAUACCCCACCAGUUUAAAUGAUGCCACCAUUAAAAUCACACAGCUUCUUUCGAAUGAAUCGGGAAUGUAUCGCUGUGAAGUCAUGCAUGGAAUCGAAGACAGUAGUGCUUCUAUUAAUGUCCAAGUGCAAGGCAUUGUGUUCCACUACCGUGCCAUUACUUCACGUUACACCCUGACGUUCGAGAAGGCAAAGGCGGCCUGUAUUCAGAAUAGUGCUGUGAUUGCCACACCAGAGCAGCUACAGGCAGAAUAUGAUACAGGAUACCACCAGUGUGAUGCCGGCUGGCUUUCUGACCAGACUGUUAGGUAUCCUAUCCACGAACCCCGAGAGGCCUGCUAUGGCGACAAGUUUGAAUUCCCAGGAGUGAGAACGUAUGGAGUAAGAGAUGUAAACGAGACCUAUGAUGUGUAUUGCUUUGCGGAGAAGAUGUCAGGGAGGGUAUUCUAUUCAAAAUCCUAUAAAAAGUUCACCUUUGAUGAAGCUCAGGAUCAGUGUGCUAAGCUGGGUGCUAAAUUAGCCACAACUGGUCAGCUGUAUCUGGCCUGGAAGGCUGGUAUGGAUGAAUGCAAUGCAGGCUGGCUGGCAGACAGGAGUGUCCGUUAUCCCAUCAACAUUGCCCGACCCCAGUGUGGAGGAGGUCUUCUUGGAGUGCGUACAGUGUACCGCUUCGUUAAUCAGACCGGCUAUCCUCCACCAGAAUCAAAAUAUGACGCUAUCUGUUACACAGAUGAAGAAGAAGAGGGCUCAACCUUAUUCGACCAUACAAUUCCAGAUAUACUGACUACAGAGGCUACAAGUGAGGUAAUAAGUGUGGAUAUGGGGACAAGCGGCCCACCCGUAUUUAUUCCGCAGACCUCACCUGGGAGUGAGCUAAUUGGCGUGGUUGAAACCCACAAACCCCCCACCACAACUGCUGACCUCCUGUAUGUAGAACAGGAAAUCACACAGCUGCCUUUGUCUUCACCACCCAGCAUCAUUGAUGGCUUUAUUGCGGUGACUGCACAGCCAUUAGAGCAUCCAGUGUCCUUUACUGGUAUUGUCUUCCACUACAGGCUACGCCAGAGUCGCUAUGCUUUCACAUUUGCCGACGCUCAGUUAGCCUGCCAGGAUAUUGGUGCAGUGAUUGCUAGUCCUCAGCAGUUACAGGCUGCCUAUGAAGCAGGCUAUCACCAUUGUGAUGCAGGCUGGCUGGCUGACCAGACUGUUAGGUAUCCUAUUGUACAUACACGAGAGAGAUGCACUGGUGAUUUGGAACAUUUGCCUGGUGUGAGGUCUUACGGUGUACAAUCUGCUGAUGAGCACUAUGAUGUAUACUGUUACAUGGACAAACCAAGAGGGAAUGUUUUUCAUGUGAGUUCCUCUGGGGGUUUCACAUAUGAUGAAGCAGUGGCUUCUUGCCAGUCCCAGAAUGCCUCCUUGGCCUCCACAGCUGAUCUGUAUGUGGCCUGGAAACUAGGCUUUGAUAAGUGUCGUCCUGGCUGGCUCAUCGACCGCAGUGUCCGCUAUCCCAUUAAUAAUCCAAGACCUCAGUGUGGAGGAGGGAAGCAUGGAGUUCAUACUGUCUUCAAGUUUCCCAACCAGACUGAAUAUCCUGAUCUUCACUCCAAAUUUGAUGCCUACUGCUUGCAAGUUGAUCUCCAAUUAAAUUUGUAUGAGAAUGAAUAUAAUAUGACACAUAUUGAAGAGGACUUGGUGAACCUGACCACAAUAACUGAUCUUUCCAUGGCUGUGAACCACACCUUCACUUCAUCCAUUCCCAUGGACAUCUCUGGUUCUGGUUCUGCAGGCCUGCCAUCUGGGGGCAGUGGUUUUUCUGGUGAUGUAUCAGCUAGUGGAAGUGAGGAGCAGCCUAGUGGGUCAUCAGAUUUAGGAAGAGAACUUUCAGGAUCUGGACUUCCAUCUGGGUCCUCAGGUUUUAGUGGAGAACUUUCAGGAUCUGGACUUCCAUCUGGGUCUUCAGGUUUUAGUGGAGACCUUACAGGAUCUGGAUUUCCAUCUGGGUCUUCAGGUUUUAGUGGAGAACCUUCAGGAUCUGGACUUCCGUCUGGGUCUUCGGGUAUUGGAGGAGAAUUUUCAGGAUCUGGACUGCCAUCUGGGUCUUCAGGUUUUAGUGGAGAACUUUCAGGAUCUGGACUUCCGUCUGGGUCUUCGGGUAUUGGAGGAGAACUUUCAGGAUCUGGACUGUCAUCUGGGUCUUCAGGCUUUGGAGGAGAAUUUUCAGGAUCUGGACUGUCAUCUGGGUCUUCAGGUUUUGGAGGGGAACUUUCAGGAUCUGGACUGCCAUCUGGGUCUUCAGGUUUUGGAGGGGAACUUUCGGGAUCUGGACUGCCAUCUGGGUCUUCAGGUUUUGGAAGAGAACUUUCGGGAUCUGGACUGCCAUCUGGGUCUUCAGGUUUUGGAGGGGAACUUUCAGGAUCUGGACUUCCAUCUGGGUCUUCAGGUUUUGGAGGGGAACUUUCAGGAUCUGGACUUCCAUCUGGGUCUUCAGGUUUUGGAGGGGAACUUUCGGGAUCUGGACUGCCAUCUGGGUCUUCAGGUUUUGGAGGGGAACUUUCAGGAUCUGGACUGCCAUCUGGAGCUUCAGGCUUAGGAGGAGAACUUUCAGGAUCUGGAUGGCCAUCUGGGUUUUCAGGUUUAGGAGGAGAACUUUUAGGAUCUGGGCUGCCAUCUGAAUUUUCAGGUUUAGAAGAAAUUUCAGGAUCUGGACUGCCAUCUGCAUCCUCUGGUUUAGAAGGAGAACCUUCAGGAUCUGUACUGCCAAGUAGGUUUUCAGGUUUAGGAGGAGAAUUUUCAGGAUUUGAACUGCCAAGUGGUUCAUCAGCCAUAGGAUGUGAUUUUUCAGGAUCUGGGCAAAGCGGAGACAUGUCUGGCUCAGGCCUUAGUGAUUUAGGCAUAAGUGUGACUUUCUCAGGAAAAGACACAAUAAUUUCUGGUGAUGGAUCAGCUUCAGGGACACCUCAGGAAGCUGGGGAGGGCAGUACAGAGAUCCUCACUUUCAUGUCAGGUCUUGGUUCUGGCUUCUUCAGUGGGGAUGGGGAUGGGUCUGGGUCAGGAAGUGGUUCAAGUUUUGGUUCAGGGGAGAGUGGGUCUACGACAGAUAUAUUUAGCAUUUUUGGAGAAAGCAGUAGAGGGGAAACCUCUGGGAUUUCUUCAGGUCUUGAUUCUAGUGGGGAAUUCUCUGGAUUCAGUGGUUUGCCAUCAGGUGUAAUGUCUUCUGGAGAUGAUAGUGGUUUCUCUGGAAUUAGUGGCAGUGGAAUAAUGAUGGUGAAAGGCCAGUGGAUGGACGUAUCCACUGCUUCAACCCUUACAGCUCAAGAGCUGGGUGGUAGUCAAAUGUAUUUCAGUGGCUCUGGAGCUCAACAGGGGUCUGGUUCAAGUGGCUCCGGUGUGAGUGGAAGUGCUGAUUUAAGCGGCUCUGGAAGUGGUUCAGGAUUUCCUGACAUCACCUUUUUAAAGUCAGGUCUUACUGAUCUCAUAGACCUAUACAGUACAGAACAAGAAGCCUCUGGAACUUUGACAUAUGGAUCAGGAGAAGGGAGCGGUGAUUUCGAUGAAGUCUCUGGUCUUUCAUCAGGGGACACAUCUGAAGCAUCAGCUAGUGGAGAAAUUAUUUCAUUUACUGAUGAGAGCUUGGUGGAAGUUCCUUCAAAGUCCACGCAAAACCAGGAGCUCAGAAAAGGACCGGUCGAGCACAGCGGGAGAGAGAGUGAACUAUCUUUGAGUAGUGGGCACCACUAUACUACUAUGUCAACAGAAGAACACCAUCCCACAUCCAUCCCUAGUGAAGAUCAGGUUCAUUUAACUGAUGAGCCAACAGUUCAAGUUCCCUCAGGGCUGCUUAGUAACAGUGAACUGCCACAGGAAAUCUUGUCGAAUGCUGCUAAAUCCUCCUGGAAUUAUAAUUCUGUGACUCCAACAUCUACGACCGGCACCACUACCGACCCUGCCUUUUCAAUGCAGACUCCGACUGUCAUAGAGAUCCCAGCCAUCGAGAAAGCUGCUGUGGACCCAUGUCAUCCAAAUCCCUGUGGUGCUGCUGCGUGUUCUGUGCAGGACGGGGUUGGCGUAUGCCACUGUCCACCUGGGGUGCCGGCGGAAGAGUGCCACUUUGAGGUUGAUGUGUGCCAUUCAAACCCUUGUGCCAAUGGAGCUACGUGUGUGGAGGUACAGGAUGCUUUCAAAUGCUUAUGCCUGCCCAGCUAUGGAGGGGAUCGCUGUGAGAUCGACACAGAAACAUGUGAGGAGGGCUGGACUAAGUUUCAGGGUAACUGUUACUUACACUUCUCUGAGAGAACCAUGUGGGAGGAGGCUGAACAACACUGCCGAAGUCUUGGAGCUCACCUGGUCAGCAUCACCAACCCGGAGGAACAAGCAUUUGUUAACGGCAAUGCACAGGAUUACCAAUGGAUCGGCCUAAAUGAUAAGACUUUACAAAAUGACUUCCAGUGGACAGAUGGAACCCCAAUGCAAUAUGAGAACUGGAGGCCUAAUCAGCCAGAUAAUUAUUUCAAUUCUGGUGAGGAUUGUGUGGUAAUGAUCUGGCAUGAAUACGGUCAGUGGAAUGACGUACCUUGCAACUACCAUCUACCAUUCACAUGCAAAAUUGGCCCAGUAACAUGUGGCCAGCCUCCUGAAGUGAAGAAUGCUCGGUGGUUUGGGACUAAGAAGGAGCGCUAUCAGGUCAACUCAAUAAUUAGAUAUCAGUGCCAUGAUGGCUUCAGGCAGCGCCAUCCACCUGUGGUCCGCUGCAUGGCAGAUGGACACUGGCAAGAGCCAAAGGUGGAAUGCAUACCCCAAACCAAAAGAAGACUACUGAAGAGAUCCAUUAGGCGCCAAUCUGUUAAGAGGUCAUCAUUGAGGAAGCACCUCUAAUAACUUAAAGAAGAAAUAAUUAAGAGAUUGAAAAAAAAAAAAUCUUUUAAAUUUUUCACAUUUUUUCAUGGCCUUGAAAUUAAUGAAUGCAUUAUGUAUUAAAAAGUGUUAUUUUUAAAAUAACUUCCCAACCUGUAUAUAGUGUCACUCCCAACAUGUUGUAGUGCUUCGAUAAGAAAAAGUAAUCUGUUUUGUGAUUCUUUUCCCAACCUAAUCCAAGAAGCCACUUUUUUUUUUUUUUAAUUAGUAUUUAUUCCCACAGUUAGUGUAAUUGGAUCUCUGAACUUACUGAAUCAGAUUGUCUCAAGGUAUCAGCUGAAUUUUACCCCAAAAAAAAAAAAAACAUUUUCAGAGGAGGAUCUUUCAUCCAGACAGUCUGGAAUUUUGUGGCAAAAGGGAACAGCUAAGAACCGUGUGCAAUCCUUCUUCUUAGAGGGACAACGAAAUAGGUUACUGUUUUUGUUUGUUUGGGGUUUUUUUGGACGCAAUUGUGUUAGAAAAAAAUAUAGCACUUAUUGUAUACAAGAUAGUAAACAAAUUAAAUUAUGUGAUGAAUUAUUAUAAUCUAUAGUCUAUCAGAAUGGAUAGUGUGUCUAGAAAAAUAAUGCAUAGCCAUAAAUAAGAGAGUUUACAUACAACUAAUUUAUUUCAUACAAAUUAUAAAAAAAAGCUAUCCUUUUUUGAUAUGUCUGAUGACAGUAAUGUGAAAUUAAAUGUAUUUAUUGAUUUCUCAAAAUAUUACAUUCUACCUGGCCAUUUGACAUGGUAUCCCCAUCUCGUUAGGCCUAAAAUACAAAUAAAAAUUAAUAUAUAUACAUGCAUUAAAAAGCAGUGUUCGAUGGCCAGAUCCUGCAAACUGUCAUCUUAAACAUGCAUAUAGAUCAUUUGUGCUGUAUGUUUCCAUGUUUUUGACAUAUUGUAAGCUGUGCAGGGCACAGUACUGUGAGACCAUCAUCACUCUCCCUCUUUUAAAUAGUUCUCAGUUUCAGUUCUUAUAAGACCUCAUUGAUGUUUCUUUCUUUUUUUUUUCCUCUAAUGCUUUUUCGCUAAUAUCAGUUAUAACACGUGCCUUACGAAUGUCUUUCUUACGAACUGCCCACGUCCUGGGUUUUGUUGAAUAUCAAUUAGGGGCUGUGCCUCUUUCUUCCAUCUUAUUUUUAAUCAAGAAUGUUGAACUGAUAAGUGUAACAGUACAGUAGAUAACUGUAACCCAGGAAACAAAUGCAGACUCGAAAAAAGAGGACCAAAAAGAAGCCCUGCUGAAGAACAAGAACGAAAGACUGAAAGACGGAGGUUGCCAUCAGAUUUGACUUUAAUCUUUUCACAGAUGACGACACACAGCCUGUAAUACAUGUAUGAAACAAAAGCAAAAAAAGUGAAGAGAUGAGAAACGCCAAAUAAAACAUUCUACAGAUCACUU
Molecule: messenger RNA, 6821 nt
Organism: Silurus meridionalis
Lineage: Eukaryota; Metazoa; Chordata; Actinopteri; Siluriformes; Siluridae
Gene: acana
Product: aggrecan a
Exons: 19
Coding region: 197-5401 (1734 amino acids)
Biological process (GO): cell adhesion
Molecular function (GO): calcium ion binding; hyaluronic acid binding
Source: RefSeq, a predicted model, not a curated record